CCACGAGAAGUCUUCUAUUUGUCAUCGAUGGUAUGGCCGCCUUCUCUGCGACAACUUGAGUUUGGGGAUGGGUUCACCGUGCGGAUCGCCACGCUCAAAGGUCCGCCCUCCCUGCAACAGCUGUGGAUUGGGCAUUGGUGCGACGAGCAUAUUGCCAGGGUCGGUUGGCCGAUGUCUCUGCAGCAGGUAUUUUUCAGUGGAAACUUCGAUCAGCCCAUCGCCGGGGUCGCGUGGCCAACCUCCUUGCGGGUGCUGUCGUUCGGGGAAAAGUUCAAUCAGCCCAUCGCCGAAGUCAUGUGGCCGGCCUCCCUGCAGCAGCUUUCGUUCGGAGGGUCGUUCAACUGGCCCAUCACCGGAGUCGUGUGGCCGGUCUCCCUGGAGGAGCUUUCCUUCGGAGAUGGAUUCAACCAGCCCAUCGCCGGUGUCGUAUGGCCGGCCUCACUUCGGCAGCUUUCGUUCGGGAAUAGGUUCAACAGCCCUAUCGCCCGAGUAAUGUGGCCGGUCUAUCUGCAGGAGCUUUCGUUCGGCGAUGCUUUCAAUCAAAGCAUCGCCGAAGUCGUGUGGCCGGCCUCAUUAAGGCAGCUGUCGCUCGGCCGGUGGUAUGACCAGCCUAUCUCGGGGUCCAUCUUUGGAGUAGUUUGGCCAGCCUCACUGCGGCAGCUAUCGUUCUGGUGCCGAUUUGACCAGGCUGUAGCCGAAGUCGUAUGGCCAGCCUCCCUUCGGCAUCUUUCGUUCGGUGUGUGUUUCAACCAGCCCAUCACCACAGUCGCAUGGCCGGCCUCCUUGCAGCAGCUGUCGUUCGGAGACAGAUUCCAUCAGCCCAUCGCCGAAUGACCGGCUUCCUUGCAGGAGCUUUCGUUUGGGGAUUGGUUCGACUACCCUAUCACCGAAGUCUUAUGACCAUCUUCCCUGCGACGCCUGCCGUUUGGGGAAGACUUCAACCAGCCCAUCGCCGAAUUCUUCUGGCCGGCUUCCUUGCAGAAGCUUUCGUUUGGGAAACGGUUUUCCCAGCGGACAGAUGAAGUCGUGUGGCCGGUCUCCCUUCAAACGGUAACGCGGAUAGGGGUUUCCCUGUUGUAGUGGCGCAAGUAUCGUUUUUUCUCGAGGGUGGGGUCGCUAUUUGCGAAAACCGUGGAGACAGGGAAUAGCUAGGGAUCGAACGCAUUGUUCCUGAACAUGAGGAACCACACGAAGGUUCGCCAAGAUACCGUUGCACCUGCUCCUCGAGUGUUUCGUCGAAUGCGCUUGAGUAGGAGUGCAAAAACUUGGGUGAAAUUUUG
Ectocarpus sp. CCAP 1310/34 is the source of this 1280-nucleotide messenger RNA. The record is from the annotation of a GenBank genome assembly. NCBI's taxonomy places the organism in Eukaryota, Phaeophyceae, Ectocarpales, Ectocarpaceae.